GCCAGCAGUUGUCUGUUUAUGCACCAAAUAGGUACAGCACAGGCAGGCUUUUCCCACCCUCUUGGUCUCCAUCCUCCAGCGCUCCUGCACUACGUGCCCUGUCCCCCACAGCUUUACCCUCGCUGGGAGCUCCAGCCCUGAGCCAGAGGGCUCACAGUGAGGGGACCGCUGCAGGUGAAGGUGGGGAGCUGAGGCUUCCUACCGCCAUCGGCUUGUGUUGCAUGUUAAUUGCAAAUAACCCUUCCGGCGUCAGCAGUUUGGGGGAAUAAUUGACAGGAGGUGCCGGCGAGGUGCUGAGUCAGAGCGAGGUGUGCUUGCCAAGUCACUGCAGCAGGAGUCCGAUCGCCUCGUGUGGAAGGAAGCCAAUGGACGGUCUGGUGUGUCCUCUGGAGGUGUCAGUCAGUUCAGGGAGUAUCCAGGUUGCCCGAGGCCAGACAGCAGUGUUGCCCUGCACCUUCACCACUAACGCUGCCCUCACUAACCUUAAUGUCAUCUGGAUGGUCAUUCCUCUUUCUAAUGCCAACCAGCCUCAACAGGUUAUUCUCUACCAAGGGGGUCAGAUCUUUGGAGGUGCACCCCAGUUCUAUGGGCGAGUGGGGUUUGCUGUGACAAUGCCAACCACCAGUGCCUCCAUCUUCAUCAACAACACUCAGCUAUCGGAUACUGGCACAUACCAGUGUUUGGUCAACAAUCUUCCCGACCGAGGCGUCAGAAAUAUUGGAGUCAUUGGACUUACUGUCUUGGUUCCUCCUUCUGCCCCGCUUUGCAGAAUCCAGGGAUCCCUGGACGUGGGCAGCGAUAUCACACUGACUUGCAGCUCGGAAGAAGGCAUCCCCCGGCCAACAUACCUCUGGGAGAAACUGGACAAUGUCCCCAAGUUGCCCCCAACUGCCACACAAGACCAAGUCCAGGGCACUGUCACUCUCCGAAAUAUCAGCACUGUGUCCUCAGGUCUUUACCAAUGUGUGGCUUCAAAUGCCAUUGGAACCAGCACUUGCCUUCUGGACCUGCAAGUCAUUGCACCCCACCCACGGAGCAUUGGCCUGAUUGCAGGAGCAGUGGCUACAGGUGCUGUUGCACUCGUUGUUUGCAUUGUUUUGGUGGCUGUCGCACUGUUCUACUGGAAAAAUAAACACAAAGAAGAAGAAGAGGAGGAAAUUCCCAAUGAGAUAAGGGAGGAUGACCUGCCACCUAAAUGCUCCUCUGCCACAAAGACGUUCCACGCUGAUGCGUCCUCAUCAGAGAACGACACCCUCACCUCCUCCAACACCUACAACAGCCGCUUCUGGAAUGACCCCAAAGCCAACCAUGCCACAGACUCCUUCACCCGCUUCAGCAACAGCAAUGAUGCUCACCAGCCUCCCUUCUCCCGCUCAGGGAGCACGAGUGCCCGCCCCGUCUAUGCCAAUGGCGGCCACCCAUCCCCGGCUCCCCCUAAGACAUUGGUGGUGACGGCCAGCACGGCGCCGUCACCUCAGGAGGUGAUCCGGAGCAAUGGCUCAGUCAGCAGGAAACCACGGCUGCCACACACCCGUUCCUAUGCAGUCAGCCAGGCCACGCUGGAGCGGAUUGGGGCCGUCCCCGUCAUGGUGCCCGCCCAGAGCCGGGCUGGCUCCCUGGUGUAGGACCUUGCUUGCGGCUGAGAGCUGGGCAAGGAGUCUCUCAUCCCCAGUGGGGUGUAGAGACUCUACUCCUCCUGAAAGGCAUCAAGAUGGCAGGGUUCACACACUUACCUCUACCUGCCCUCCCCCCUCGAGGCUGCUUCCAUCUGGUGGGACAGCCCUGUCCGAGCCCCUUUCCCUCCAGCUGCUGGAGCUCCUUGUGCCAAUGGACACCACAGAUGUGCCAAGGCCAGAGGGGCACAGAGGUCGGGACGUGCUUCUGGGCUGCUGGGCCCCAGCUGGGAUGUGUACUUGGGCCUGAUCUUGGGGGGAACUUUUGCUUUUAUUUUCUGUUUGUUUUGCUGGAGACUGAUUCCAUCCAUUUGGGUUUUUCAGGGAGGCAUGGGAUAUAUAUAUAUAUAUAAUUUUUUUUCUGUUGUUACUGUUUUGUUUCCAAGAGGAUGAUGACCUGUGUAGGGGCAGGGAAGUCAGAGCAGCCCCAGCUUCCCAUGGCCCUGGCUCCACUGUCAGAUUAGGGAGUACUGAGCACUGGGGCCAGGCGUGGGGAGGCAUGGGACAGGGUGGAGGGGUGAGAUGAAGGCACAGCCACCAGCCCAGGCAAGGAAAUUAUUGGGUGAAGGUGCCGGGCCGGGAAACAUUUGUCUCUAUUUUUUGCAGUUCUUCCCCCCACCUCAGCACACACAGACACACACAGGCAUACACACAGACACAUGCAGAUCCUCAGAGUGGAUGUUUCUCCUGCACUAGGUUGGAGUGCCACCAGAGUCCUAUUUAUAGGAUGCAGCCAUCUGAACAUCUUUCCCUGAGACACUUGGUGCAGAGCGAGGCUGCACUGCUGCUGCUGCUGUUGUUGUUGCUGCUGCUGCUGCUCUAGGGCUUGGAUCUUUUUCUUUCCUUUUCUUGGGGUGUUGCUGGGGUAAUUCAGGAGGCAAAAGGGAGCAGGGGUGUGUGGUGGAGCACCAGGCAGGUUCAUGAUGUAUCUGUUGCCCCUGGGCUGUUCUGAUUUAGGGCAAUUGAUUUCAAACCCCACAGCUUUGAUGUUUGCAUGGUGGAUUUUAUUCAUCAGGCUAUGCAGGGCUGGGCAGCAUGGCAGGGCACAUCUGCCUGGGGCCUUCACAGACAGGCAUCAGAGAUUUCAUUCCUGCUCUCCCACAUGCACAGACAUGUUGGCACGAUUUGUUUCCUGCUUUAGAAGGCAGAGGCUUAAUGGAAGCCCACACACUAUCUCUCUGCCUCUCCCAAUCCCCUCUACAUCCUAGGACUGGGUACUGGUGGCAUCUGCCAGUGGCCCUGCCAUCUCCUUGCAGCCUGGCAGGUGGUUUUGGCUGGCAUCUCUACUUUUUUCUAUUGCAACUAAAUAGCCUUAAUCAAAGCCAAGAGUUGAAACCUCUGAAGGAACCUGAUAGCAUUUGGAGGGUUUGACUAAGGACUGGGAUUUCCCUUCCUAGAGAGCACUGUUUCAAAGGGGCCAUGCCUGGAUAGGUGUUUUGGCAUAACACCAAACUUUACACAGGCAAAGGCGGUGAUUUCCUCAAAAAGCACCAGAGCCCUUCCAGGUCUGCUCUUGGAAAGGCAAUGUGGGGAGUCACAGGUGGCUUUCCAUAGUUCUCACUUUGAAAAAGGGGUCUGUUUAAACCAACAGACUCUUUCUCAUCCCCAGUUUCCUUGUCCCGGCACGGCUUUACUUUCCCUAGCAGUGGCCUUGUGCAGGGCCUUCUACCUAAAUAAUACAAAUGCAAGCACAGAUUCUGAGGAAAAGGAAGAGGAGGAGAGGUGAGGGCUGGGUUCCCAUGUGGACACACUGGCUUUUUGGGAGACUGGGAGCUCCCAAGCAAAACUAGGCUUGAAGCUUGGCUGAGAUUUUGUGCCUUCUUUUCUUAAAAUAAAAUAAAAAAAACCAAAAAACAAGCAAGAAAAAAUAAAAUAAAAUAAAAAGGAGAUGAAAAAUCUAAUUUCCCUUCUUUCUCCCUCUACAGCACUGCAUCCAGAAUGUGUGCAAAUCCCCCUGGUGGUGCAGGCAGGCGGUUGCUCUGUGUGUGUACACAUUUCACUGGAGCAGUCCUGUUUCCUGCUGGUCUGCUCACUUUGCUGCUGGGUGGUAGGAUUGAGGGGGGAAGAAGAGUGGCUUUAGAAACCCUAAUGUGGUAAGGAAAAAACCCAACACAAUCAAAGAAAAGCCCAGACACAUUCUCUCUGCUUUUGUAACUACGCCUGUGUGACAUUUUCAGGAGCACUGCCCUCCGCAGGUGCCCUCCUUAACUGGAAAAGCUCCUCUGGUUCCUACCCUCCAUAAGACUGUUUG
Molecule: messenger RNA, 3924 nt
Organism: Ficedula albicollis (Collared flycatcher)
Lineage: Eukaryota; Metazoa; Chordata; Aves; Passeriformes; Muscicapidae
Gene: IGSF11
Product: immunoglobulin superfamily member 11
Exons: 7
Coding region: 366-1625 (419 amino acids)
Biological process (GO): homophilic cell-cell adhesion
Cellular component (GO): cell-cell junction
Molecular function (GO): ionotropic glutamate receptor binding
Source: RefSeq, a predicted model, not a curated record